AUGCAAAGAGUAACCGUUGCUGAUAUGGCCGACGAUGAAGGCAACUGGAAAUGGUCACAAUUCAAACAGCAUCUUCCGAUAAAGGUGAAUCUAUUGUUGACAAAUGCGGAACGCAAGAGACGGAAUCUCACAAUGAACAUCGGCUUCCCCUUAUGUGCGAACCCGGUGGAAGAUAUUGAUCAUCUUCUACGCAAAUGCCCGUCGACAAGGACCUGGAGUGCAGUUGUAAAACGGGAACGGCUGGUAGACUUGUUAAGUACGGAUAUGAAAGCCUGGAUCACCAUGAAUAUCCCGAAUGCAAGAGAUUUUGUUGGGACGAUUGAGAACUGGGAUAUUCUUUUCGUUGCAAUAAUAUGGAACAUUUGGCUCCAACGUAAUGUGAUAGCCUUGGAUAAUCCAUUAGAAGAUGAAUGUCCAAUAUUGGAGAAAAGUAAACAUUGGGUGGAGGUAAUAAGCAAAACAUUGGCGAAGGCUGCGAUUCGGACCAUUUUAGUGCAACGAGAGAACUCUAACAGCAUUAGAUGGCAACCUCUACCCAGUGGGUGGAUCAAAAUUAAUUCGAACUAA
Messenger RNA from Hibiscus syriacus, 567 nucleotides. RefSeq lists its product as uncharacterized. The transcript is spliced from 2 exons. The coding region runs from base 1 to 567 and encodes 188 amino acids. Lineage: Eukaryota; Viridiplantae; Streptophyta; Magnoliopsida; Malvales; Malvaceae. The record is from RefSeq and is a predicted model, not a curated record.